Dermochelys coriacea (leatherback sea turtle) is the source of this 2074-nucleotide messenger RNA. It is a transcript of the gene CCDC43, whose product is annotated as coiled-coil domain containing 43. The transcript is spliced from 5 exons. Lineage: Eukaryota; Metazoa; Chordata; Testudines; Dermochelyidae. The record is from RefSeq and is a predicted model, not a curated record. The coding region runs from base 22 to 732 and encodes 236 amino acids.
CGCGUGCCCGAGCCCCUGCGCAUGCGCAGAGGCAGCCCCUCCGCGGCCCGCGUUCGACACGCGCGCUCCAAGAUGGCGGCGCCCAGCGGCGGGGAGGCGGCGGCCGGGCCGGGCGGCUUCGAGCCGUGGCUGGCGGGGCGGCUGGACGCGCUGGGGCUGGACCGGGCUGUCUACGCCACCUACAUCCAGGGGCUGCUGCGGGAGGAGGAGAGCGACGAGGAGCGGCUGGACGCGCUGCGCGGGGUCCUGGCCGCCUGCCUGGAAGAAGAUCUGUUACCAGAUGUCUGCAGGGAAAUAGUCGUGAAGUGGUCUGAAGCUCAGAAUGUUGGUGUUACAGAAAAAAAAGAAGAUGAGAUCCAGGCAAUUGCCAGCAUGAUCGAAAAACAGGCCCAGAUCGUUGUGAAGCCAAAGAAGGUUUCCCAGGACGAGAAGCUGAGGAAAGCUGCCCUUCUGGCCCAGUAUGCCAAUGUAACAGACGAGGAGGAUGGAGCAGAUGAACAGGAUGGAUUCACUGCAGCAGCAUUAACGAUUGGAUCAGAAAAAUCGCUGUUCCGUAACACAAAUGUGGAGGGUGUCAUAAACGCGAGGAAGCUGGAGAGAGAUUCACUGCGGGACGAGUCCCAGAAGAAAAAAGAGCAAGACAAACACCAGCGAGAGAAGGACAAGCUAGCCAAGCAGGAACGGAAGGAGAAGGAGAAGAAGAGGACACAGAAGGGCGAGCGGAAGCGAUAGCUGGGAUUUUUCCUGUUGGACUCUUUCAAAGGAUAGAAUAAAUUAUGCGUAGGGGGUGUUUUAAACAAAACAACAAACUCUGGGCAGGUGGCUGGCAGAUGGGUCUUGGAAGCAUUUCCCCUUUUGUUUACAUAGCAAAAAAACAAAAACUGCAAACACUUAAAUGCAAAAUGUACAAUGUGCUUGUGGUGUCACGUGUGCUGGUCAGUUGUUGUGGCCAAUGUCUGUACCAAAGAGCUGUGAAGUGGCUGCAUUAGUUUUUAAAAUGUCAUUGUACUUUUGACCACUUAAAAAAACACAGAGGAGAGCUGUUGGAGGAGCUUAAACUUCUGCCUCCUCUUACUGCCCCAGGACCGUGAAUACAAUCUGUGAUUUCCUCCGUGGCUGAGGGUGAAGGCAAGGGUUUGUGCCUGAGGUGGGAGCAUGUCACAUUAUUGCCGCAAGACUGAGAAAUAAAGCCCCAGGGAAUGUAGGGCUAAGAAACAGGCUGGAAAAGGUGAUAACUGGAGCAAUUGCCUAUGGGCUUGUACUGAUCCUGUUUCACACAAGAGGGCCCCCGUACGGGGGAAGUGCCCUUGUACCGUCUAGGUUAUAUUAAGCAGCACUAUAAACAUUCUGCAUUUUAACAUCACCAUAAGCCUUGAUGCUGGUGAGCUGAAGAUCAGUUGUUGUCUCUGGACUGUGUGGGAGGCUGUUGUGCAGUUUGAAAAAAGUCUCAUGGGGUUUGUCUGUCCUAGGACUUUUUUUCUUAAAACUUCCUACAGUUGCUCCAGGUGCUAGCAUCAGUGGGUGUUCCAGAAUACACUGGGUGCUGAUCUUCUACCCCAGUGUUGCCUAACUCUGCUUGGAGCAGCUCUAGAAAGAAUGGUGGUUACAAUGCUGCUGGCCUGUCAGCACAUUGUCUCUUCUAGCACUCCCACGGGUGGAGCUGUGCCAAUAGACCAGCUGUGGGGCUGUUUCUGCUAACAAGUUAAUGGCUGGUGAUCAGUGGCUUUCAGUCUUUCCCCUGAAAAGCUUAUUGGGCUCCUGCAGAGAUGCAUAACUUAGGUGUCCUAAACUGUGUUUGUGGUCAGAGACUUGCAUUAUUUUUCAAGGGGCAUGGGAAGACCUAACCAUGUGCAUCUGUCCUGGCACCUGCAGUCUAUACUCCUUGUCGGGUCAGCAUGUGCUACCCUUGUGAACCUCUUUCCUUUGUGACACUAGGUAGCUACUGUUCCUCACUGAAUGCUUUCCGCACAAAUCUGAUUAAAGGGUCAUGUGUUCUGUUCACCUAACUGCUGGAGUGUGACUAUCCACCUGCGUUACCUUUUCACUCAGACAAUAAAAUGGUGCUUGGCUGAGA